CAUCAUUCAUCCUCAACCCUGCUCUUCAUCUGCAGUACAUAUCUAGUCUUGUAACAGUAUAUUCAAAAAUCUCUGUCCUUGUGUUCAUUGAAUAACAUAGUGAUUCAAUACCGCACCGCGCACCUAUCACCCGAUCACAUAACUCAUAGCGACAACUCCGUAUAAUCCGGAAACCCCCAUUCACAUCAUGUCAGACGUCCACAAUAUCGUUAUCAUAGGUGCUUCUGUAGCUGGACAUACAUUGGCCAAUAGUUUAGUACCUAUCAUCCCUGCUACUCAUCGGAUCAUCUUGGUGGACGCUUUGGAAUUUUCUUAUUGGCCUAUAUCAGGUUUACGUGCUGCUGUUGUACCAGGAUGGGAGAAGAAAGUCCUUCGACCUCUCACUCAAGAUACUGUGUUUCAAAAAGACUCACCGCAUCGGAUGGUACCUGGUAACAAGGUGAUAGAAUUGAAGAAAGGAUCUGUCAUCCUUGAGAAGCCAUUUGAAGGGAGUACAGAGUUGUCAUUCUUCAAAUGUAUUAUCGCGACUGGCGCUUCUCAACCCGUUCCCAUGCGUCCACAAGGUAGGGAAGGGGCCGCUGAAGCGGAAGCACGCUUGGUCAAGAUGCAGGAGGAUAUCAAACAAGCUACUAAGGUUGUUAUCAUUGGUGGAGGUCCUGUCGGGGUAGAAAUGGCUGGUGAAAUUCAUGACAUGUAUCCCGACACCAGCAUAACCAUCAUACAUGACGGUCCUGCCUUACUUCAAUCCUCACCGCCCGUUCCUAAUCCAGAAGAUACCCCUAGUCCAUGGACGAUGCCCCCUGUCAAUCCUAAAUUGUCCAAAGCGCUCAGUGGGCUCAUGAAAGAAAUCAAAAUCGAUGUCAUCCUCGAUGAUCGCGCAAUCUCUUCUGACAUUCCGGGAGAAUGGGACGGAUCCAUUGGAUCUCAAGGAGGGAUCAAAGAGGUCAAAUUGAGAAGUGGGAAGAGCGUAGAAACCGAUUUCGUCUUCCUUGGUGUGGGGAAUAAGGUUAAUGUUGAUUUGGUAAAAAGAGCGGAUACUGGUGCUUUGGCGGGAUCCCUGAUUCAUGUGGAUGAGUAUCUCCGAAUUACCUCUACUUCACCCGAAUCACCGCUUAAAGAAAAUUAUUAUGCCAUAGGUGAUUGUUCCUCCACUCCCGGAUGGAAGACUUCUCAAGGAGCUCAGGCGGACGCUCAAGGUCUGGCACCAAUUAUCGUAGCAGAUUGCAAACUUCGUCCUGCUAAACCAUACAAACGUUCAAAAAUGCAUGGAUUGUUUAUACCCAUUGGUACUGCCCACGGACGAGGCUACGUCACCUUCCCACUUCUAGGCGAUGUGUUUUUCCCUGAGUUUAUGGUGAAGAAAGCCAAAGGGACGGAUUUAUUCUUCACGGGUGGUUUCUUGAAGUUGUUCCAGGGUGCAGAAUCUGUGGAAUGAGAGAGAUUUUCGAUUGAGGACUGAAGGUGUGUGUCCCCGGUUGAUCUGGGCGAUGAUGGAUAUCUGUACUUGUACGAUGGACUCUCGACGGAUGAGAUUGUGUGUAUGAUGAAUUUAUUCAUUCUCC
Messenger RNA from Tremella mesenterica DSM 1558, 1562 nucleotides. RefSeq lists its product as uncharacterized. The transcript is spliced from 8 exons. The record is from RefSeq and is a predicted model, not a curated record. The coding region runs from base 188 to 1435 and encodes 415 amino acids. Gene Ontology annotation, cellular component: cytoplasm. NCBI's taxonomy places the organism in Eukaryota, Fungi, Basidiomycota, Tremellomycetes, Tremellales, Tremellaceae. Gene Ontology annotation, molecular function: flavin adenine dinucleotide binding; electron-transferring-flavoprotein dehydrogenase activity.